Malassezia pachydermatis is the source of this 837-nucleotide messenger RNA. RefSeq names its product ribonuclease h1. Gene Ontology annotation, molecular function: magnesium ion binding; RNA-DNA hybrid ribonuclease activity; nucleic acid binding. The transcript has a single exon. Gene Ontology annotation, biological process: DNA replication, removal of RNA primer. NCBI's taxonomy places the organism in Eukaryota, Fungi, Basidiomycota, Malasseziomycetes, Malasseziales, Malasseziaceae. The record is from RefSeq and is a predicted model, not a curated record. The coding region runs from base 1 to 837 and encodes 278 amino acids.
AUGGCCAAGCGAAAGCGCCCCGCCUUUUAUGCCGUACGCGCAGGACGUGUACCAGGCGUAUAUACCAGCUGGGACGAAUGUGAGAAACAAGUCAAAGGGUUUUCCCUCGCACGGUUCAAGGGCUUUGCUUCGAGAGAAGAAGCGGAGCAAUUUGUGCUGGGCGUCGAGUCGGCGGACGAAACACCGCCUGCUUCUACACAGACGGGGCCGGACAAAUACAUUCCGCCGCCAGAAAGCCAGGCGGACGAGCAGGAAGAUGAUCCUGACCCUGCGCUAGAAGAAGCGAUGCAGGCUUGGAAUGACGAUAGCGAUCCCGGGACUUUUCUGGACGUAUACACAGACGGAUCAUCGCAUGGCAAUGGCCGUGGUAAAGCCUGUGCAGGCUAUGGGAUCUACUGGGCAGAUACACGCUAUACCCACUUAAAUCGUGCUAAACGACUGCCUGGCAGCCCGCAAACCAACAAUCGGGCCGAGCUCACCGCCAUCUUGGAAGCCAUCCGGCUCCAUCCCCAUCAAGCACAAACGUUGCGGAUCUACACGGAUAGUAGUUACGCUAUCCGCGGCAUCACGCAAUGGAUGCCUGGAUGGGAGGCCAACGGCUGGAAAACCGUCACCAACAAGCCGGUGGAGAAUCAGGAUUUGUUCGUGCAGAUCCGCGAUGCAAUGAAGCAAUGUCGCCAUCGUCCCGUGCUCGUUCAUGUCAAGGGUCAUGCGGGGAAUCAUGGAAACAGUAUGGCCGAUGCCCUGGCCAACCAAGGCGCAGAUAUGCCACCUGUGGACUCUGACGUCCCGAUGAUGGCCCCAUUCGCACCUGCCAAACGUAGAAAAAUAAAUUGA